This is a messenger RNA of Myzus persicae (green peach aphid), 1065 nucleotides long. RefSeq lists its product as uncharacterized. The coding region runs from base 1 to 1065 and encodes 354 amino acids. The record is from RefSeq and is a predicted model, not a curated record. The transcript has a single exon. Lineage: Eukaryota; Metazoa; Arthropoda; Insecta; Hemiptera; Aphididae.
AUGGGAAGACUAGAUAUAGCUACUGCUCAAGCCUGGCAAUUGAGUUGUCAAGACACUGAACUUCAAAAAUAUGAAGAUUUGGAAAAUUUUCUUGUAAGACGAUGUACAGCAUUAGAGACCACAGAAGCGUGGAAGAUAGAGUCCGAAGAAACAAAAGAUUUAAACACAAAGAAGCAUGGAAAAUCCUCAAAUAUGAAAAGAGCACUAGUUGCAACAGAUGCGAAGAAAGUAAUUACGUGCGUUUGCUGUUCUGAAAAUCACAGACUAUAUAAUUGCGAAGCAUUUAAGAAAUUGGAGGUAGCCGCACGUAAGACAUUAGUUCGACAAUCCAGUUUAUGUUUCAAUUGUUUGGGACCAUUUCAUGCUGCCGAUGCAUGCAGGUCUAAGUAUUCGUGUCAAAAGUGUAAGCUUAAGCAUAAUACCUUGUUACAUUAUGAAGCCGCUAACGAAGCUAUAGCCACAUGUAAUCCAGAGGGAGGCGCCGCCGCCUGCGUAAUGUUAUCUACGCCCAACACCCUACCAAAGACGUCGUUGCCCAUAAGUACUACAAUCAACCAUGUAUUUUUAGCAACUGCGUUGGUAACAGUGAAGGACAGAUGGGGUGGUUACAGAGAGUGUCGAGCUGUUUUAGACAGUGAAUCUCAAAUUAAUUUUGUUUCGAAGAGACUAGCAAAUAUAUUACAACUUAACGCGAAGCUUACAGCGUUACCAAUAAGAGGCAUUGGAGGUAAUGAGACACAGGCUAGGUCAAGCCUAGAAUUAAAGGUAAAAUCACGAUUGAAAGACUUCUCGGUUAAUCUGAUAUGUCAUGUACUGCCAGUAAUUAUAUACGAAUUGCCCCCUGUGCCCCCACCAGCCAGUGGAUGGAAAUUUCCUAUUGAGUUGGCGUCAGAGUUGGCUGAUCCAAACUUCUGUCAGUCAGGGCCAAUUGACUUAUUGAUUGGCGGAGGAACCUUUUUUGAAUUAAUGGAAACGGAACGUAUCCCAUUAAGAAUCGACAAUAUGUCCCUGCAGAGCAGUAAAUUUGGAUGGAUUGUUACCGGAGAAAUGAAAAAUAUUUGUUAA